AUGUUGUCUCUCUCCCAAUCGUUUUUAUCUUAUCCUUUUCAGAUGAUGUAUCUUUCUUGUAGUAACAAUUUAGUGAUUAGUGUGGGAAAUGUUCUUGAAUAAGAUUUCAAAUUCGGAGAUAGUACUGCUGCUAUGUCUUGUUUUUCGAUUUCUUCUAGUAUUUGAUAUUCAUCCCUCCUAGGUUUGGUGUCUGGUUUAUGGGCUUCUGGGUAUGCAUAUAAUUUUAAUUUGGUAUUUGGCAGGUAAACUGCCAUAGUUUUAUUUUCAUUUCUUUCUGGGUUCCCCUUUGGAUUCUUAAUUCCUUGAAAUGGGGAAAUUGCUCCAACGUCUCCCUGUCUAUGCUUACCGUUAGUACCAAAAUUUAUUAGACUAGUGUUACUUCUUGUUGAGUUAUUUUCCAUAACAUAAAGUUGAGCUUUUUUUCUUCCUUGGCACGUCUGCUUUUGUGGGUUGGUGAACUGAUUUUUCUCAUGUAUUUUUAGGGUAUUGCUCAUAGGUAAUAGGUUGUGUCAGGUUCUAUCCUCAUUUACUGUGGGGAUCUAUGAGUGGGAUAUUUAAGUGGUAAAUCCAUGGCAUUAGUAGACCACAAUCUGAUAUACAUGGAAGGUGGAAGGUUAUGAUUAUGGGUUCUAUACUUUUAUAUGUUCUUGUUGCUUUGCCUGCUAAGAUAUAAACAUAAUGUGUUGGUUGCAGGGUUGUGCUUUUCCAUGAUUAUGUACAAGGAUGAGAUCUGACUGCAGUAUAAAUGGGAUGCUAAUAAUAAUUGGAUUAGUGUAGUGACCUGUUGUUCAUUGAUGGAGGGAGAAACAUCAUGGAUCAAUGAUUGCUUUGAUGAUGUGGCAAGAGACAUUGGUGAGUUUGAUUCAUUCUCAGAGCUUAGUGAUGAAAGCAGUAAAGAAAUUAGUGCAGUUUCUGUGGAUUUAAUCCUGCCUGAUGAUCUGUUGGAACGGAUUCUAGCUUAUCUUCCUAUUGCUAGCAUCUUUAGAGCAGGUUCUGUGUGUAAAAGAUGGCGUGAUAUUGUUAGUUCGAGGAGGUUCUUAUGGAAUUUCUCUCAUGUCCUUCCACAAAAACCCUGGUACUUUAUGUUUACAAGCUCUGAUGAACCUGUUGGCUACGCCUAUGAUCCUGUCCUCCGAAAAUGGUAUGGCAUUGAUCUCCCAUGCAUCGAGACAUCCAGUUGGUUCAUUGCUUCAUCUCAUGGUUUAGUUUGUUUCAUGGACAACGAUAGCAGAAGUGAUUUGUAUGUCUGCAACCCCAUCACCAAGUGUUGCAAGAAGCUUGAGGAGCCUCCAGGUUUAAAAAUAGCUGAUUACAGCGCACUUGCAAUUUCAGUGAACAGGAAGCCGCAUGGAUAUACCAUCUCAAUUGUAAAGUCUAAGCAAGUCCCAGGAAAUUUUUUUCAAUGGGAUCUUUCUAUUUGUACUUAUGAUUCUGAAACAAGGAUGUGGGUGGCUUCUUGGUCUGAGGUUUUGACUGGGUGGAGAAGUGGUGACGAGAGUGUGAUCUGUGGUGGGGUUUUGUACAUUUUGAUUUACUCAACUGGGGGUGGCACACCAGAGAAUCGCCAUGCUUUGAUUACAUAUAAUCUCUCCUGUAGAUCUUCUCGUGGUUUAUUGAUAAGGAGUUUCAUUCCUGUGCCUUGUCCACUUACUUGCGGACGUCUGAUGAAUUUGAAGGAGAAGCUGGUAAUGGUUGGAGGAAUUGGUAAACAAGACCGGCCUGACAUAAUUAAGGGGAUUGGGAUUUGGGUCCUAAAUGGCAAGGAAUGGCAAGAGAUUUCUCGUAUGCCUCACAAGUUUUUUCAAGGAUUUGGGGAGUUUGAUGAUGUUUUUGCCAGCAGUGGCACAGAUGAUCUUAUAUAUGUCCAGAGCUAUGGGGCUCCAGCUCUUCUUGUUUUUGACAUGAACCAGAAACAGUGGAAGUGGUCACAGAAGUGCCCAGUGACAAAGAGGUUCCCGCUUCAGCUUUUUACUGGUUUUUGCUUUGAACCAAGGCUUGAGAUUGAGCCAUAAUUUGUUUCUUGUUGAAAUUUAAUAUGGUGCUGAUAACAAAUUUGUCUGAAAGUCCCACAUUCUCCUUUUUGUUUGUUUUGGCUCUUACUUUCAAUCAUCAUGAAAUUUGUUGUGGAAAAUUUGACACCAAAUGUAACAACAGAUAGAGCUUCUCAUUCUUAAAAAUGGGAAUAUUAUUCUUUGCAUUGGGAAAUAUAUAUAAAUACAACUUUGUCACUGUUUUCUUAUUGA
Messenger RNA from Manihot esculenta (cassava), 2243 nucleotides. RefSeq names its product F-box/kelch-repeat protein At3g61590. NCBI's taxonomy places the organism in Eukaryota, Viridiplantae, Streptophyta, Magnoliopsida, Malpighiales, Euphorbiaceae. The transcript is spliced from 2 exons. The coding region runs from base 795 to 2012 and encodes 405 amino acids. Gene Ontology annotation, molecular function: protein binding. The record is from RefSeq and is a predicted model, not a curated record.